This is a messenger RNA of Hypanus sabinus (Atlantic stingray), 894 nucleotides long. RefSeq names its product protransforming growth factor alpha-like. The coding region runs from base 59 to 553 and encodes 164 amino acids. The record is from RefSeq and is a predicted model, not a curated record. Gene Ontology annotation, biological process: positive regulation of cell population proliferation; epidermal growth factor receptor signaling pathway; positive regulation of mitotic nuclear division. The transcript has 6 exons. Lineage: Eukaryota; Metazoa; Chordata; Chondrichthyes; Myliobatiformes; Dasyatidae.
CGACAGCCCAACCCACUAACUCUGCAAUCUACAGAGUGUACACACAACUACAAGUACGAUGUGGAGUUCCAUUGGGGAAGUGAUUAUCAUAUUUUCAGGCACUGCUUUUUUUGUCUGCCACGCUCUGGAAAAUGCAACUUUGACUGGUCCUCCUGUUGCUGCUGCAGUCCGAUCACAUUUUGAUGAUUGUCCAGAUACACAUCAACAAUUCUGCUUUCAUGGGACCUGCCGCUUCUUGGUUCAAGAGUCUUCUCCAGCAUGUGUGUGUCACCCUGGCUUCAUUGGGACACGGUGUGAACAUGCUGACAUUCUUGCUGUGGUGGCUGUCAGACAAAAACAACAAGCAAUCACUACAUUAGUUGUAGUGUUGGUCAUUGUCUCCGUUCUCCUGGUUGCAGCCUGUGUCUUACUACAUUGCUGUGGGAAGCGGAAGAAGUGUGAGUUCUGCCGAAGAAUGCUCGCUGGGCCUGAAGCCAGCCUGCUGAAGAGUGGGUCACCAAGCAUCCAUGGAGACACAGGCAAAGACUUUGAUCAUGUUAUUGGUGGGGUGUAAGAAUUGAUGGUAUUUUGAUGGCCUCUUCUGACCUCUGCAUCUCUUCACUGCCAUAGACAAUAAUGGGCUCUCAGCCUUCAUGUUCCUGCCAGAUCCAAGGUCAUCUCACCUUAGACAGAGGGACCACAUCUGUUGAGCACAGAAGAAAAUAUUUUGUAUUAUAUUGAAGCUCCAUUUUUUUUUGUUUGUCCUAUCACUUAAUUUAUAGAAACACUAGAGCUAAAACAGUGAAGAAUAUCUUCUCUUCAAAAUUUACAGAUUUUUAACAGAACCCAUUGAUAAAUAGCUGUGAGAUUGUAUGAUUAUUUAAGGACUAGAAAGAGUUCAAAUUAUAUGUAAAA